Cotesia glomerata is the source of this 726-nucleotide messenger RNA. RefSeq names its product smoothelin-like. NCBI's taxonomy places the organism in Eukaryota, Metazoa, Arthropoda, Insecta, Hymenoptera, Braconidae. The record is from RefSeq and is a predicted model, not a curated record. Gene Ontology annotation, molecular function: protein binding. The coding region runs from base 87 to 617 and encodes 176 amino acids. Gene Ontology annotation, biological process: actin cytoskeleton organization. Gene Ontology annotation, cellular component: filamentous actin; microtubule organizing center. The transcript has 5 exons.
UUUAAUUAGAAUUUUUUUAAGCCAGGCUUUAUUUAAUCACUAUUAAUUAAUAUUUAAUUUUUUGACUUACUUAAAUAUUUUAGGAAAUGUUUUUAAUUACCAAGCACUUAAAGACUUCUGAUCAACGCUUGGAUCAUGUUAAUAAGAAACCAAUGUCACCGUUUGCUAAGUUCCGUGAACUUGAUCGUCAAAAUAGCUCCAGUACUCCGAGUACACCAAGGACACCAGGAACGCCCAAAGAAUUUACAUUUAAGUUUACUGACCCGGUCGUUCAGAAUAAUGCGGUCCAGAUCAAGGAACGAUUGCUAUCUUGGUGCCGGGCGAAGACUAAAGAGUAUGAGAAUGUUCAGAUAGACAAUUUUUCUACCAGUUGGAACAAUGGUCUGGCUUUUUGUGCUCUUCUUCAUCAUUUCAAGCCAGAAGCUUUUGAUUACGACAAACUCAAGCCGGAAAAUCGAAGGAAAAAUUUUACUCUGGCGUUUGAAAAAGCUGAAGAAAUAGCAGGAAUAGUACCUCUUUUGGAUGUCGAAGACAUGGUUGUGAUGCGCAAACCCGAUUGGAAAUGUGUUUUUACUUAUGUCCAAUCAAUUUACCGUCGCUUUAAAGACGAAGAUUAAUUACUCCUAAUAUUAAUAUUAAUAUAACUAAUCAGAAAUUUAUAAUUUUAUAAAUGUAAUGUACGAGAAGCGUGCAUUUAAACAAAUAUUAAUCACCAGCUGAUUUAUU